AUGCAGAUCUUUGUUAAGACUUUAACUGGGAAGACGAUUACUCUGGAGGUGGAACCUACGGAUUCUGUUGAUACGGUGAAGGCUAAGAUUCAUGACAAGGAAGGCAUCCCUCCUGAUCAGCAGCGUCUGAUUUUUGCUGGUAAGCAAUUGGAGGAGGGUAGGACGUUAUCGGAUUAUAAUAUCCAGAAAGAAAGUACGUUGCACCUUGUGCUGCGUUUGAGAGGAGGAAUGCAGAUCUUUGUCAAGACGUUAACUGGUAAGACGAUUACCCUGGAAGUGGAGCCCACGGACACGAUUGACGUUGUUAAGGCCAAGAUUCAGGACAAGGAAGGCAUCCCUCCUGAUCAACAGCGUCUGAUUUUCGCGGGCAAACAGCUCGAUGAAGGUAGAACGUUGUCCGAUUACAACAUUCAGAAGGAAAGCACACUGCACCUUGUGCUCCGUUUGAGAGGUGGAAUGCAAAUCUUCGUCAAAACCUUGACUGGCAAGACGAUUACUCUCGAAGUCGAACCAACGGACUCUGUCGAUACCGUUAAGGCCAAGAUUCAAGACAAAGAAGGUAUUCCCCCGGACCAACAGCGUCUGAUUUUCGCUGGUAAGCAACUGGAUGAGGGUCGGACAUUAGCCGAUUACAACAUCCAGAAAGAAAGCACUAUUCAUCUCGUCUUGAGACUGAGAGGAGGUGAAACUGCCGACUUAACGGCAGCGUGA
Messenger RNA from Gregarina niphandrodes, 711 nucleotides. Its product is annotated as polyubiquitin. Bases 1 to 711 code for a protein of 236 amino acids. Lineage: Eukaryota; Apicomplexa; Conoidasida; Eugregarinorida; Gregarinidae. The record is from RefSeq and is a predicted model, not a curated record. Gene Ontology annotation, cellular component: nucleus; cytoplasm. The transcript has a single exon. Gene Ontology annotation, biological process: protein ubiquitination; modification-dependent protein catabolic process. Gene Ontology annotation, molecular function: protein tag activity; ubiquitin protein ligase binding.